Messenger RNA from Lobosporangium transversale, 1748 nucleotides. RefSeq names its product T-complex protein 1 subunit epsilon. Gene Ontology annotation, biological process: protein folding. The record is from RefSeq and is a predicted model, not a curated record. NCBI's taxonomy places the organism in Eukaryota, Fungi, Mortierellomycota, Mortierellomycetes, Mortierellales, Mortierellaceae. Gene Ontology annotation, molecular function: ATP hydrolysis activity; ATP-dependent protein folding chaperone; ATP binding. The transcript has 5 exons. Bases 55 to 1677 code for a protein of 540 amino acids. Gene Ontology annotation, cellular component: chaperonin-containing T-complex.
AAAAACGCAGCUAAACCAUUAACCCUCUUAUUCCUUUAUCCACAUCACAUCAUCAUGGAGGGCAUGAACGCAGUCUACGCUCAGGAUGAGUAUGGUCGUCCAUUCAUCAUUCUUCGUGAACAACAAAAGAAGUCCCGACUUAGCGGCAUUGAGGCUCAAAAGUCUCACAUUCUUGCUGCCAAAACUAUUGCCAACAUCAUCAAGACGUCGCUCGGGCCUCGUGGCCUUGACAAGAUCCUGAUCUCGCCUGAUGGUGAUAUCACCAUCACUAAUGAUGGAGCCACUAUUUUGGACCAGAUGGAUGUCCAGCAUCAGAUCGGAAAGCUUCUUGUUCAGCUGUCAAAGUCGCAGGAUGAUGAGAUCGGUGAUGGCACUACGGGUGUUGUUGUUAUGGCCGGUGCAUUGUUGGAACAGGCUGAGCACUUGCUUGAUCGCGGUAUUCAUCCUAUUCGUAUCUCUGAUGGGUUUGAGCGCGCAUGCAAUAUUGCUGUUGCACAUCUGGACAAGAUUUCAGAUACUGUUGAAUUCUCGAGAGAAAACACAGAGAACCUUUACAAGACUGCAAAGACCAGUUUAGGAAGUAAAAUUGUUUCCAAAUGCCACGAUCAGUAUGCUAAGAUUGCAGUAGAGGCUGUUCUUCAAGUCGCGGAUUUGGAGCGCAAGGAUGUUGACUUUGAGCUGAUCAAAGUGGAUGGUAAAGUAGGAGGUUCACUGGCAGACACGGUUUUGGUCAAGGGAGUUGUCAUUGAUAAGGACUUUUCUCAUCCUCAAAUGCCACGCGAGGUAAAGGAUGCCAAAAUCGCCAUCCUCACUUGCGCCUUUGAGCCACCAAAGCCCAAAACCAAGCAUAAAUUGGAUAUCACAUCCGUGGAAGAAUACAAGAAACUCCAGACGUACGAAAAAGAGAAAUUUGAGACGAUGAUCAAGCAAGUCAAGGACACAGGCGCUAACCUUGUCAUUUGCCAAUGGGGAUUCGACGAUGAAGCCAACCACUUGUUGAUGCAAAAUCAACUCCCUAGUGUUCGUUGGGUCGGAGGCCCCGAGAUCGAGUUGAUUGCUAUUGCCACCAAUGGACGUAUUGUUCCUCGCUUCGAAGAUCUUUCAGCCUCCAAGCUCGGACAGGCCGGAAGUAUUCGCGAGCUCACUUUUGGGACAACCAAGGACCGUAUGCUUGUCAUCGAAGAAUGCGCCAACACCCGUGCUGUCACGGUUUUUGUUCGUGGAGGAAACAAGAUGAUCAUUGAUGAGGCUAAGCGCUCACUUCAUGAUGCCAUCUGUGUUGUUCGCAAUCUGGUUAGAGACAAUCGUGUAGUCUAUGGUGGUGGUGCAGCCGAGAUUGCAUGUUCGCUGGCUGUGUCCAAGGCCGCAGAUGAAGUAUCAAGCGUGCACCAGUAUGCUAUGCGUGCAUUUGCAGAGGCUCUCGAGGCUGUCCCCUUAGCUCUUGCUGAGAAUUCCGGUCUUCCUCCAAUUGAGACCUUGGCAGAAGUCAAGUCGCGCCAGGUGACAGAGAACAAUAGCCGGCUCGGAGUUGACUGCCUGUAUAAGGGCACAAAUGACAUGAAAGAGCAGUUUGUGUACGACCCCUUGAUUUCGAAGAGGCAACAGAUUUUGCUUGCCACACAGCUUGUCAAACAUAUUCUCAAGAUCGACGACCUUAUCACUAGUCAUGUAGAAUAGAAAUCCACUUGUUAACGCAUAGAAGCAAGUCUGUCUUCCAGAAACAAAAAAAAAAUCACGUGCAUUUCGAG